Linnemannia hyalina is the source of this 5112-nucleotide messenger RNA. NCBI's taxonomy places the organism in Eukaryota, Fungi, Mortierellomycota, Mortierellomycetes, Mortierellales, Mortierellaceae. The record is from the annotation of a GenBank genome assembly.
AUGAAUGCUAAUGGCGUUACAGGAGCACAGAUCAGGAGCAUGUACGGGACACCAACGAUGGCAAACGCCAUGCCGAAUAUAAACCCAGGAAUGGCAGGGCAGAAUCCUGCCUUCUCCCUCGCACAGCGACAAGCACUUGGCGCCCCCUUCCAGAUGAAUGGCAACAACCCGGCCUUUGCAGCCCUGAGCCAACAACAACAGCGUCAAAUCCAACACCAGCAUAUGAUACAACAGCAACAGCAACAGUUCCAGCUUCAGCAGUUUCAACAACAACAGCAGCAGCAACAGCAUCAACAGCAGCAGCAGCAACAGCAGCAGCAGCAACAGCAGACGUCGAUGUUGAACAACUUUCAAUUGCAACAACCACCACAGCCACAGCCCUCUACAGUGGAUACUAACACCGACGCAUCAAAGGCUGGCCAGACACCCGGUGGCGAUAUGAACGACGAUCUUUUCGGACUGGACUCCUUUGUAGACUUUACCGACAUGGGUCCUCCCACGACAGCGUCACAGUCCAGCCCUCCAAAAUCGACUGAUGAAAAUGGCGGCACGUCAAACGAGGGCACGUCCACAGCAGCCACCGCAGCUACCACCACCAACAGCAACGCCGGUAACAAUAACGCGAACGCCGCCAGUACCAACGCAAACAACUCCCCAGCCAAUGCCAACGCCACCAAUAACAACAACAACACCAACAACGGUGGUGCUAAUGGUCAGAGCUCUAUGGCAGCAGGAACUGCAUUCAACCAAGCGACUGGCUCGCCUUCAUCGUUUCCAGGAACCCCAGGACAAGCACAGAUGCAGCAAGCUCAACAACCACUUGCACAGCCUCAGCAAAAUCAGCAAAAUCAGCAAAAUCAGCAAACACCAGCGGCAGCAUUGAACUUGCAGAGGCAACAGAUGCAACAACUCCAGCAGCAGCAGCAGUUAAAUCAGAACCGGAAUGGCAUGAGCCCUAACAGCCACACCCCUCCAGGUAUGAUGAUGCAGCCCUCGCCACAACAGCAACAGUUGCAGCAGCUCCAGCAGCAACAGGCCCAGCAGCAGGCACAAGGCCAGCCCCAGCAACCAGGCCAGCAGAUGCCCAAUGGAGUGACCCCAGGCAUGCCCUUCAUCUCCAUGGAAAUGCGCCAGCAGAUGAACCUUCUUCAACAAGCGAGCCGGCAACGAUACCAGAACACCUUAGAGGAGAUUCUGCGGCGGCAGCAGCAAGCACUUCUUGCAGCUAACGGAGACGCAGGAGUGAUUGCUACGGUGAACUCCCAGUUCGACAACAUGCGGGAACAAGCAGCUCAGCAACAGCAAUUCCAAGCCGAGAUGCAGAUAAGGAGCUUCCGUCAGCAGAUCAUGCAGCAACAAGCUGCGGCGGCUGCGGCGGCAGCAGGGCAAGGCGCCAACCAGAGUCCCAAGAUGGUUCCAAAUGCUCUGGGCAAUAUGAUGAUGGCACAGACCCCCCAGCAGAAGCAGCAGCAGCUCCUAGCGCAGCAGCAGGGCGUUUUCGGUUCUCCUCCUUAUACCCCCCAGCAGCAAGCGCAGAGCCAGCAGAUGCAGAUGCAGAUGAACCUCCAGGGACAACAGCACCUGCAAGGAACGCCUCAAAUGCAGCAGCAGAUGCUUCAGCAGCGACAGCAACUCGAACAGUUGCAGCAACAACAGAAGCAGCAGCAGCAGCAGCAAGGACAGCUCCCACAACAGCAACUUCCUCAGCACAUGCAUAACGUAAACGGCAUUCCCGCGAACAAUGCGCUCUCAGGCGGCGCAGGAGCGAAAGCAAGGAAGCAGCAAGGAUCUCAGCCUACCUCAGCCCAGUCCUCGCCAUCUCAAGCCAAUGCCAGUCUGCCUAUUAUCCAUAACGUCAUCCCCAACCUGAACAUUGACUACACGACGAUCACUGGUGACGAGUUCGAGGAGCAACUUCGGGACUUUAUGAAGAACCGCAACACCCCUUUGCCAACCAAGAUUCCAAGCAUGGGCAGCAAGAAGAUCAACCUGUUGUUGCUGUUCCGCAUCUCCAUGUCAAUGGGAGGAAUGGAGAGUGUCUCCAAGCAGAAGGCGUGGAAGAGCAUCGCAAGUCAGCUGGAUAUUCCGGACACACUUGCGACCGCCGCCCAAACACUCCGGAAACACUAUUCUCUCCUUUUGCAUCCCUUCGAGGAAGCUCUCACGCUUGCCAAGAAUUCUGGCAUGACCGUCCAUCCGUCACUUGGUGUUGUGCCAGUGAUUCCAUUGCCAGACCCUAUGGAGAACCAAGGCCUUCAGCAGACGGCGCAAAUGGGUCAAAUGGGUCAAAUGGGACAGCUGAACCAGAUGAACCAGAUGAACCCAAUGAACCCGAUGGGUCAGAUGGCGCAAAUGGGUCAAAUAGGACAAAUGGCUCAGAUGGGUAUGGGCGCCCCUCACCUCCUCCACCAGCAAGGGUUCCCAGCUAAUCCUAUGAUGCAGCAACACCAGAUGCAGCUGCAACAACACCAGCUCCAGUUAUACCAGCAGCAGCAGCAGCAAAUUCAGCAGCAGCAAAUUCAACAGCAGCAGAUACUUCAGCAACAACAGGCGCAACAGCAGCAGCAGCAGAUGCAACAACAGCAGCAUUUGCAGCAACAACAGGCUCAACAGCAGGCGCAGCAGCAGUCCCAACAGUCGCAAGCGCAACAGCAACCACAUUUGCCUAAUGCACGGGUCCCCACUACUGGCCCCAUGACUUCUUCGGGUCCAGCCACCAAUGCGUCUGCGCGAUUCUCGCCCUACCCUACUGCCAUGCUUUUGAAGCAGGCACAGGCACAGGCCCAAGCCCAGGCUCAAGCUCAAGCACAAGCCCAGGCUCAAGCAUCGCCAUCCCUCCCUGACACCACCGUUCCAGGCCAGGAUGCCUCUGCAGGCGCGACACCUGACCUUGGACAAGCUGCUGCAGGUCAGGACAAGGAUUCCAACACUUCCCAGGGUGAAUCACAAGGUGAUGCCUCGGCUCCUGUCUCUACAGACACGCAGGCACUGCCCGCAUCUUCAGCACCCACUGCGCAGGCGCAAGGCGCAGCUGAUGGAUCUGGACAGGACGCGUCAAGUGCAGGAGCAACUGGAGCAGGAGCAGGAGGUGUCGUCGCUGAUCCUAAUGCUUUGACGCAAGCUCCAGGCAGCGACGCCCCUGUUAUUAGCGGCGCUUCGGCUGCCAAUAUGCAAGGACCAGGAGCGCCCGGCGGACCCACGGCAACUUCCACAGGUCUUCCCGACUCGACUCUUGGAUUCGCUCAAGCCAUGAUGGCUGUCCCGGUACCGGUCAUCACAUUGCCAUCGUCGUUGCCUCAUGGACAUGGACCUCAUGGACUCGUUGAUGCGGCCAAGGUAUCGGCACAACCAGCUGCACCGAGCAAAGCUGCGCCUGCUUCGGUGAAGGAGCCAUCGCCAGUUGUGGAAGAGCUACCUAUGGUGGUUGCAUACCAUCCCAUCACAAGAGCAGUCGACACCUACGGUGGCAUUGACAUUCUUGCCAUGGAAAAGUUUCACAUCCCGCAUUAUGUUCCAGCACGUGAACACCUUGGCGCGGUGGACAUUCAUGCGCUGAUCAUGUCACUAAAGUCGGGAAUGAAGAUGGAGGUGACUACUGCGCUGAACACGCUAUCAACGCUCACGAGACAGGAUUCUGACAACUUGCAACUUGCACGGUGUCCAGAGCUGUUGGAUACGAUACUGGACUUGACGGAAGAGACGUUUGACAGUUGGAAGGUCGGCGAGGGCAUUCAAAUGGCACCAGCUAAACCCGAACUGGUAGAGGACGCGAUGGACACGGAGCCAUGUACAAAGUCGGUCGCUCCACCACCACCACCACCGAUUUUCUCACAGAAGGCCCGCUUUGAUACCUACGAGGAGCUGUUUGAGGCCAGUGUAGAUGAGGCUUGUCACUUGAUGGAGAUCCAGCCAGGCUCGCUGAUGUUGGUGGAUGAUCAGGAAGGCGAUUCGGACACGGACACAGAGUCAUCACAGACGAUGCUUCGGUUCCAAGAAUGGUCGUCCAACAAGGACCAGUUUUUGGCACUCUCCAACCUCCUCCGGAAUCUGUCGUUCUCACCGGGCAACUUUGAGUUUUUGGCGCACUACCCACGGUUCCUGCAGGUCCUGAAGGGCACGCUGUUGAGGUUGCAGAUGAAGGGCCUUUCUCAGUCGUUUGGUGCUGGAGCACAGGAUGUCAAGAGCGAUGCCGACGAGUCCAACGCCGUACGGAGUAGUGACGACAAUAAUAGCAGCACCGCGACAACAACGACAGAGGAGGAGGAGUCAUCAAGGUCACUGGAGGAGACGUAUCAGAAGAAUGGCUGGCUCCCGUCGACCGGGGCUCUGACGAUCCUUGAGCACCGGAAAGACAUUUUGACGAUCUUGGCCAACCUUUCGGGGUACCUGAUUCUACCGGACUCGGAUAGCGCACAGUGGAUCAUGAUUUUGAUCCUAGACUUUCUCCAAGCCCAGGACACGUACUACGCCAGUCUAGCCUUGGAAGCAGUUGCAAAGCUUGGGAUCAGCCACGACAACCGGCUAUUGCUGUCGAGUGUCGAUCGGGAUCUGAGGAUGGAGGGUGUGAAACAACGUAAUGGCGGACGGUUGCCGACCCGGAAUCCAAAGUCGUCGUCUUCAAGUCAUCAUCACCAUAAUAGCCGCAGCCACCACAACUACCACAUGUUGAGCUUUGAUGAACCAGAAAAGUGGGAGACUGGUGGAUUCCUGUUGCCUCUUUUUGAGUCGAUUUCUGCGAUGCUGGCGCAGGCGCUGACGACGGUGACGGCACAACAGGCGACGGGAGUGGUGAUGCCACAUUCGGGACUGGCGCAUCUGGAGACGUUGAUGCUGGCGGCGUACAACCUAGCGGCGUUGUCGGAGAUGGAUUUCCGGCGGUACAUGGUGUUGCAGCCCGGGUUUGUGAGUUGUCUAUUGAGGCUGAGCGUGAUAUUGGCGGAUGUGCGGACGCCGGCGUACACGUCAGCGAGCAUGCGGACGGUCGAGACUUUACGGGUGGUCUCGAAGGAUAAUGAGCACCUGUUGGUCCAGUACACGGAAGUUAUUGCCAAGGCGGCGAUGCAGCCACAUAUCCAUCCCAAGGUUUUGGAUGACUUGAUGUGUGUCCUAUAG